GGAGCGCGCCUCCCCUUCUUGAGAGAUGUCUUCGAUAUCAGCCCAAGGGGUCGUCGAAAGAGCCAGCGCUGAAUUGACCAAGAGAAUCAACGGUCUGGGGUUGAGAACGUCCAAACAUCAUGGUGGGGGAAAGGCGAGCGUCAUGGAACGCGUUACGAACGUGUUUUGCGGGAGCGGAGGGGUUGCCUAUACGAAUUUGCAGAGCGCGAACAAUGCGAACGCAACCCCGGAAAAGCCGAGCAGGAGCGUACCAACGUCGAUGGGUAAUAUGCCAGCGGCCAACAACAAGAGUCUGAAUAGUAGCAACACACCCAGCAGGGCCAGGAUAUCGAGGAACCGACCAAAGAACGUACCCCUUGCCAGCGGUGGUACAGGAGGCUACGUGCCACCCGCUACGUGGGAACAACUGAUGCAAGAUGAUCAUUUCCUUGGCAAAUUCUUCCUCUACUUCACCGCCAUCGACAGGAGGAUCUUGGCGCAGGUGUGCUCAAGAUGGAGAGACAUACUUUAUGCUAGGCCAAGACUUUGGGCAGGGUUGGUGCCCGUGAUCAGGUGUCGCGAGAUACGUGCUCUGCCUCCUAAUUCCCGCACGCGUCUCUAUGCGUCUUUGGUGAGGAGAGGUUUCCAUUCCUUGGUCCUGCUGGGUGCCUCGGACGAAGACAUCCCUGAUCUGACACAUGGCUUCCCUUUAGCGCAGAGAAACAUUCAUUCUCUGUCGUUAAGAUGCUGCGCGGUUACCGAUAGGGGUUUAGAAACCCUCUUAGAUCAUUUACAAGCGUUGUUCGAGCUUGAAUUAGCCGGUUGCAACGAGAUAACGGAAGCCGGCUUGUGGACCUGCUUGACACCUAGAAUAGUAUCGCUCUCACUGUCAGACUGUAUCAACGUGGCCGAUGAAGCCGUCGGUGCCGUCGCUCAAUUGUUGCCGAGUCUCUAUGAGUUCUCGUUGCAAGCUUAUCACGUAACCGACGCUGCCCUCAGUUACUUUCAUGCCUCGCAAAGUAGCUCCCUCAGCAUCCUCAGGCUCCAAUCCUGCUGGGAACUCACUAACCAUGGUGUGGUCAAUAUCGUGCACUCGUUACCCAACUUGACCGUCCUAUCGUUGUCUGGAUGCAGUAAGGUGACGGACGACGGUGUCGAAUUGAUCGCUGAAAACCUGUCGAGGCUUCGUUCAUUAGAUCUGAGCUGGUGCUCAAGAAUCACGGACGCAGCCUUAGAGUACAUUGCUUGUGAUCUGAAUCACUUGGAGGAGCUUACGCUGGACAGAUGCGUGCACAUCACCGAUAUAGGCGUGGGCUACAUCUCCACAAUGGGAUCACUGAGCGCAUUGUUCUUGAGAUGGUGCAUACUGCUUAGAGACUUUGGUCUUCAGCACUUGUGCGGCAUGAAAUCCUUACAAGUACUCUCUGUGGCAGGUUGUCCAUUGCUCACGAGUAGCGGAUUGUCUAGCUUGAUACAGCUCCGUCAUUUGCACGAGCUAGAGCUAACCAACUGUCCAGGAACGUCUCAGGAACUGUUCGACUAUUUACGCGAGCACCUUCCUCGCUGUUUGAUCAUCGAAUAAACGAUAUCGUAUAAGGAGCAGCGCAGCUCCAAGGGAUUUCUUCGCGUUUAAGGCCGCAGACGAAUUUCUAUUCCUAGAAACCAAACGACGAAAACAAAAUUGUUUCACGUAAAGCAAUACUCAAAGCGACGAAGGGUGUACGAGAAACCGAGCCACGGAUGCAUCGUACGAAUAGAAAAGAAGCUAUUAAUUGACGUCCAGACGCGAUAUACGUUUUUCUCUCUUGUAUAACGAUGGAAAAAAGAACAAAAGACAAAAAAAUAAUAAGGAAAACACUAGCCCUUAAACAUGCAAAAGUAAACACGAUAUUAAGGUAGCGAAUAGGCAUUUUUUCAAUACACCAGAGCUCAUUAGCGUAACUAGAUAGAAACCAGGAUGGAUCGGGCCUCCUAUUGGCAUGAGAGAUGCAGGAUAUAAGAAAGUUUUUAAUUCGCAAAUAUCUCAUUUUCACAUUUCUAAAUUCCACAUCCCUAAAUCUCCACGUUUCCAAUUUCCUAAAAUGAAUAAACUCAGUGUAUCCAUAAUAACGCAAAUUGUAAAGUUUGGGAAUCUGGACCAACCUAGAUAAAAAUUCUAGUUACGCCAAUGCUAGAGCUCCCAUCACCAAAUUGCACUCCUCCUUUCGCUAAUUGGAUUUAGGAUAUAAAAUCGCAAAGUGUUUCCUUUUUGUUAUUUCCGUCAGCAAUGAAAGGACAGCGGACACGAAUAAGCCGAACAGGUAUCCGCCUCUCGAUUUCAUCGGUGUAUGUUGUACAAAGUUUCACGCGUCGCUUGAUGAUAGGAAAAAUAAAUGAUGAGACAGUUUAACUCGUAGGUUCUCGCUGAAAAAGAACAAAAAAAUGAUGAUGAACGUAGAAUUGUCCGACGAGAGACACGACAGCCUCAAAUGAAAAAGAAAAGAAAAAAGAAAAAAAAAAACAGUUAGAACUGUGAUAAAUUUUUAUUAUACGUAUAUUGUUCUACUCCGACGAUUAUGUUUAGGGCGUUGUUUAUCCCGCUUCAAGAUUGUUUAAUAUGUUAACUGCCAUAGGGGUGAUCAGUGAUUGGCACUAUGAAUUUAACGUUACCGAAUAAUUAAAAGAAAAGAAAUUAAAGGAACUGUUAGAUAGCAUUCAUAUUAUACUAGUUACGCCAGAUAGCAAAUGGAAAGCUUUUAAUUAAAAAAAUGAAACGGUUGUAUUCUAAGUAAUUGCUACUGUAGCGUGUCAUGCUAUACAAGGACGUUUUCACUGUGGCAGUCAACAUGUUAAUAAUCGCGAUUACGACGCGUUAGACGCGUUGCUUCGAGAAAAGAGCUACAUAGAAAAACGAGCAGAAUAAAAAAAAGAGCAGAAACAUUCCGGUUACGAUUAUGCAGGUUUAAUGAAAAGUUUUUAUUUAUCAGUCGUACGAUUCGCGUGAUUUGUUCAACGAUACGUGUUGCUAAAUUAAAACUGAAAACUGAUGAAAAAUAGUGAAGAAAAAAAGAGGGGAGAAUUAAAUAUCAUUGCACAUCUAUGUAUUGUCUAGAUGAAGUUUUUAACUUAUAUUUUACCUAUGUAUAUUCUGCUGUCAUGUAAUUAAUGUUUCCUAUAUUUAAGGCUUACACCUAGCUAAGUUCUCGAAUGUUUUUUCAUUAAAUGUAACGGAUGUAUCGCAAUAUAGAGAGAAACGUAUUUUAUGUGUUUAAUACCGUUAACUAUUUCUUGAGACGAAUCAGUGUUACACUAUGGCUCCAGUGUCACCGCUCUGUAUGGUGUUGGACGAAUUUUAUGCCAUCGUUGCAAUGGAACGGGUGCAAUGUUUUCUUUUUUAUGUUGACAAAUAAAAUACUAUCGAAUAACCUAUUAUAAUAAUGUUCAGCAUGUCCUCGAAAUCUACCGAACUGAAAUUAUUUUUUGCGUGUUACCACAUGUUUAGCACAUAAUGUCUUUGUAUAUAUUGUACAAAUAAUGAUUAAUAAUUCUGUUACCAAUCAAAACUAAAUAUAAAUAUAUCCGCACAGUGAAAAUUCUAUCUAAUAUCGGGUCGCAUGCGACUCCAGUCACGGAUGUAACUUUAAGAAUGAAAAUAUGAUAACAUGAUGGAAUGUGCUGUGAAAUAAAAAUUUAUUGAUCUGAA
Molecule: messenger RNA, 3661 nt
Organism: Megachile rotundata (alfalfa leafcutting bee)
Lineage: Eukaryota; Metazoa; Arthropoda; Insecta; Hymenoptera; Megachilidae
Biological process (GO): SCF-dependent proteasomal ubiquitin-dependent protein catabolic process
Cellular component (GO): SCF ubiquitin ligase complex
Molecular function (GO): protein binding
Source: RefSeq, a predicted model, not a curated record